GUGUCAGGUGUGGCGCAUGGCGGUAUGGCGGUAUACAGCGUAUGAUGAUGCUGGCAGCGAUAGCUGAGGUUCGUUGAUGGAUGGAUAGAUUUUAGGGGAAACCGCGAGGAGGCAGCGGCUAUCCUCUGGGAAAAUCUCUCGCUUGAGGCUUCUAUGCCCCUUCCAUGAAUCACUGACUUGCUUUCCUGUUCCCUUUCUCUCGCAAGGCUCUCUGAAAUUUUAACCAGUGAAAGCUCUGUUUGAAAUGAGCAAUAGUAAGAAGCUUUUCGUGGUUACUGGCGGCACCGGAUUCGUGGGCGUCGAACUGAUUCAUCAUAUCAUAGGGCAGGGUCAUCGGGUACGCGUGUUGGUUCGCACGCCUGACAAAACCUUUGAGGCCCUCAAGAAUGUCGAGUUUGCUUACGGUAGCGUCACGGAUCAGGAGCUAGUGAACAAGAGCUGCGAAGGUUGCAGCGGGAUAUUUCAUGUGGCAGGAGUGGUGGACCAUUCACGAUCUGCCGCACCUUAUGUGUACAAAGUGAACACUGAUGGCACACGAGUCAUCAUGCAAGCGGCGAUCAAGAACAAGUGCAAGGUUGUCUUUGUUUCCACGUCUGGAACGACUGCAGUGAGCAAGGAUGCUAAGCGAAUAGCAAGCGAUGAGACGGACUAUGCCAUGGACGUGAUCUCCAACUGGCCCUACUAUGACAGCAAGCGGCAGGCGGAAGAGCUCGCUCGGGAACUGUCCAAGAAGCAUGGGGUGCCUCUGAAGAGUCUGGAGUAUUAUCGUCACAAGAGCAUCUACAAGUUCCUCAUGAAGAAGGUGCCCUGGGUCCCCGGGGGUGGGCUGAACUUCUGUGACGUGCGCGACCUGGUACCCGCCAUAUACAAGGCCAUGGUCACUCCUGAAGCGAACGGGCGAACCUUCCUCAUCGGAGCCGUCAACAUGUCACUCGCCCAGUUCUUUCAGGCGCUGGAGAAACAGACCGGCAUCGCCGGACCGAAGCUCGUCGUUCCUUUCUCUAUCGGUUGGAGCACAAUCAGCGCUCUGAAUGCAGUUCGCAGGGUGGCAGGGAAAGACCCGCUCUUCGACAAAGUCGUCAUCGAGAUGGCUUAUCACUUCUGGUACUUCGACGCACACGCUGCUCAGGAGAUCCUCAACUUCAAGGCAAGAGACUGGCAGGUCACAAUCAAAGACUCGGUACAAUACAUCUGUGAACAUGGACACUUGAUGGGUCUGCCUCAUGGCGUGCCUGUUUUACCUGCCCCAAGGUCUAAGUUGUAAUGACGCAUAUCAGCAACAGCGAUUAGACUUGUAAUGACACAUAUCAGCAACAGCGAUCAGACUGUAUUUACCAGCUCACCAGCUUUCAUGUCUUCUCAAGAUUCAUUUCUCGUGGCUUUCAGGGUGUUUUUUCUUAGCAAUUCAAGUUAUAUACACUCACUCUUCAGCAGU
Molecule: messenger RNA, 1435 nt
Organism: Guillardia theta CCMP2712
Lineage: Eukaryota; Cryptophyceae; Pyrenomonadales; Geminigeraceae
Exons: 2
Coding region: 245-1264 (339 amino acids)
Source: RefSeq, a predicted model, not a curated record